AUUUUUUAAAUAUAUGCUUCAGAUAUGUUUGGUUUCUGAUAAAGGCGAGACUGACGUUGCUAGCCUUUUCUUCUGCAAAUUUAAUUACUCAAAACUGCUACAGAAUUUGGCCAAAAGUUAUUUCUCUUUCCAUCUAAAGAUUGGAGACCCAAACCAUUAACAAGCACUUACCGCCCAAGAUGAGGGGAAAUCUAACCGGAGAUCUUACAGCAUCUCCUCAACCCCUACACCAUCGAUAUUGGUAUGGUUUCUGCAACGGCUAUGCCUUGGACCGCGACCUUGAAUAUUGAAUCUUGAUAUCGUUUCUGCAAAGGCUAUAAUGAAACAGGGGGCUCCGUUAUUCCCCUUCCUCUCGCUCUGGGUUUCCUCUCUCCUGUCGUGAGAGCCGGUGGAGAGAAACUCCGCCCUUCGCACUUCUGCUCAGGCGAUACCCUUUUUCUGAGGCUCUUGGCCUUACCCUUAUUUUUUCAAUUCAAGUGUUUCCCUUUCGCUAUGCUCCAUUGUCUUCAUCAAAUUCCUUGUUUGGGCGUCGCUGUGAAUUAUCUAGAGUCUCCCGUCUUUUACCGUAACGGUUCAAAAUUUUACGAUUAACGUUCCGUUACUGUGAAAUUACACCUUGCCCCAAGGAUUGAAAAGCUGUGGAUUGUGGCGCUCCACGUACACUGGUUUGACCGGCUGUACGUUGCAGCAUGCGUAUUCCAGAACUCUCCUGAGUGUUGAUAUGUAUGGACGUAUGGACGUAUGGUGCUGUUCUGUUUCACCAAAGCACUAUCCCAGAGACCCAUACGACCCCAUUUCCCAUUCUUUUGGUUCCACUGAGAAUCUCCAUUCCCCAAACAAACAACAAACUCAAUACUUGCAGACUUUCUUCGAUUGAGUCCGACUUCGACUCUUUGAGUCUUCAUGCAAUCUCUGCCCUUUUGCAACUCAGUCUUGGAUUGAUGAUCUUGAAGCUGUGAAAGAUUAAAGAUAGAGAGAUUCUUCAAACGAGCAUCAUAAUAUAUUAAAUACUGUUUCUUUGAUUGCACUCCUCUGCUUCCCAUUUUGGUGCAAAUAUUUUAGACUUCCACCUUGCCCCCGGAGAUAUAUAUUCCUGCGUCCGCCACUGCUCUACGCCAGUGAGUCGUCGAAGGCGGAGCUCCAGAAGUUCAGCGUCUCUGACGACUCAUAGCUAGACUUCCGAAUUAUUGAUUCAGAUCUUCAAAUGCGCACCGUUCCGAUGGAACAGUCGACUCUCUCUAAUCCUUGAUGCUUUGCACUUUGCUCCUCGCAGCUCAGUUCGGUCAGUAAUUUACGGUUUCCAACAUGACUUUUUCGUUUUGAAUUUGAUCCCAAUAUUCGUUCAAUUCAAUCAUAAGGAUAGCUUUCGUGGUAUCCAAGCUUAGUAUCUGAAAGUUUGAUUUGUCAAAUUUGAAUUUGUUCGGUUUUGGAUUCUCAUAUGCAUAUGUUAUAUUUGGUAGAUUUGGAUUUGUAUAUCAGUUUGAUUUGAUUCUUUUCUUCUAAAUUUUCUGAAUCGCAUUUUCAACUUUGAAUUUUGAUUGCCUACUUGAUGCCCCAUGGUUAGUUGAACAUUGUUAAAGAAGAGAACAUUUAAUCAAACAGUUGGUGAAACAUAUGGAGUUUCAAGGGAAGAAGCAAACCAUUUUCUGCCUAUCCUUUGUGACCUUUUGCCUCCUCGGUGACAUUUUUGCUCAAAGUAAUGAAGAAUUAAUGCAUUAUGAUAAUAAUCCGCUAACUGUGGAAGAAGUUCGUGUCGGUGUGAUUCUGGAUAUGCAAUCAAGGGAAGGAAAGAUUGUACUCGGCUGCAUUUCGACGGCUCUGUCAGAUUUUUAUCAUCUGCAUAAUAAUUACAGCACAAGAGUGGUACUCCACAGUAGAGACUCCAGUGGAAAACAUCUACAUGCUCUAUCAGCUGCUCUUGAUCUUUUGAAUAACAUCAAAGUGGAAGCAAUAAUUGGUGCACAAACAAGAAUGGAAGCAAACCUAUUAGCGGAUUUAGGAGAAGAUGUUGAAGUCCCUAUAUUGUCUCUAUCUCAACCUAGUCUAGCCCCUCCUCUGACCGACAAAAAUCCCUUCUUUGUUGAGGUCACACAGGAUGAAACUUUGCAGGUUACAGGGAUCACUGCUCUUAUUGAAAUCUUCACAUGGAGAAAUGUUAUCCUUCUAUAUGAGAUGACAAAUCAUGCAAGUGACAUAAUUCCAUCUUUGAUCAAUUCCUUCCAAGAGAAAAAUGUCUAUAUUUCAUAUAUAAGUUCCAUUUCUGUUUCCUCAACUACUGAACAAAUCAUUGAAGAGCUUCAAAAGCUAAAGGCAUUAGACAAUACAGUAUUUGUGGUGCAUAUCUCACAUUUUCUUGUACCUCGGCUUUUUAUGGAUGCAAAGAAGCUAGGAAUGAUGAGUGAAGGGUAUGCUUGGAUUCUGACAUCAACAAGCUUGAAUUUCUUGAAUUCUAUGGAUUCUGCUGUGAUUGAAUCAAUGCAAGGAGUGCUGGGGUUGAAGUCGCAUAUUCCAACUUCAAGGAGCCUCCAUAAUCUUACUUCUAGAUUGAGGAGAAAAUUGUACAUCGAGGAGUCCCAUAUGGAAGUACUGGAAUUAAGUGCUGAUGCAAUCUGGGCAUAUGAUUCAACUUGGAUCCUCGCAGAAGCAGUUGAGAGGUCACGGAUUAAAAUUUCUACAAGUCUAAAUCGAAAGGAUUUAAACGAUAUUAAAUCCUCUAAGCCUGGAAGUGUGCUUCGUGAAGAAAUACUGCAAAGUAGGGUUAAAGGAUUAAGUGGUGAAAUUCAGUAUCCAAAGCAGAAGCUAAUUGCAGACAAACUUGAGAUAGUAAAUGUGAUAGGGAAGGGGGAGAGAAGAAUUGGAAUUUUGACUUUUGAAGAAGAAAAAACAAAAGAAUCACAGUCCCUUAAAAGCAAAAGAAAUUUACUUUCCACCAGUGAUCUGGAAACUGUCAUAUGGCCUGGAGGAUCAUCAACCAUUACGAAAGGUUCCAAGAGGAAAUUGAGUGAAACAAAAUUAAGAGUUGGUGUUCCCCCAAAGAGAGGGUUUGAGGAACUUGUGCAUGUGAAACAUGACUUCCAAACCAAUAAAACAUAUUUCACAGGCUUCUGUAUAGAUGUGUUUGAAACUGCAAUAAGAGGAUUGCCCUAUAAAGUACAAUAUGAGUUUAUCCCAUUUGAGAAUGCUAAUGAACUUUCGGCUGGGAGGUACAAUGAUCUUGUUUACCAGGUUUAUCUCCAGGUAUACGAUGCUGUUGUUGGAGAUACGACAAUCACAUCAAACAGAUCGUUAUAUGUUGAUUUUACAGUACCAUAUUCUGACUUGGGCGUGGGAAUGCUAGUAGCAAAUGAAAAGGAAAACAUGUGGAUUUUCUUAAGACCUCUUUCAGCAGAUCUUUGGAUGACAAGUGCUGGUUUAUUUAUGCUAACUGGUUUUGUUGUGUGGGUAAUUGAGCGUCCUACAAACACAGAAUUCCAGGGCACAUUAUCACAGCAAAUUGGAACAAUAUUCUGGUUCUCCUUUUCAACCCUAGUGUUUGCUCAUAGGGAGAAGUUGUUGAACAAUUCAGCAAAGUUUGUAGUCGUCAUAUGGGUUUUUGUAGUUCUUAUAUUGACUUCUAGUUACACUGCAACUUUAGCAUCAAUGAUGACAGUUAAACAAAUGCAAUUAAAUGCCGGAGGACACUACAUAGGUUACCAGUCUGGUUCAUUCAUCACCGCAAAUGCUGUAGAGUACUUGAAUUUCAGUGGGGCUAAACCUUAUCGUUCGGUUGAAGCAUAUGCUGAUGCUUUAUCAAGAGGGAGUAAGCAUGGUGGUGUUUCUGCUAUUGUUGACGAGGUACCAUACAUUAAGGUCUUCCUUGCAAAGUAUUCUGAGGGCUACUCCAUGAUUAAAACCGAGUCUACUACCAAUGGUUUUGGCUUUGCUUUCCCUAAAGGCUCGAAAUUGGCACAAGACAUGUCAACGCAAAUUGAAAAAUUGAGAGAAGAAGGAAAGCUUUUAGAGAUGGAAAAGGCCUGGUUUCAUUAUAAUGGAAAUCACAUGUCUGAGGACACAACAAGUCCUCCCAAUACUCUUAAUCUCAGCAGCUUUUGUGGUUUAUUCCUUGUUACGGGGGUUUCUUCAGCUUUUGCUCUAUUUUUGUUCAUAAUUUCUCCACUCAGAGAGAAAUGGCAACUUGUGAAGAAAUGCAGAUAUCUUAUUCAGGGAUUUAGGAUCAACAUCAUCACUGCACUGCUGCUUUGGAAUGUGAUCAAAUUUCAAAGGCCUUCAUUCCAUCUUGAAUGUCUAUGGGUGAUCGGAAGGCCUUCAUUGUACUAUGUAAAUAAGCGGAGUUGUGGAUUAUGGAAGAAAUUGUGCGAAAUUUGAGCUACUUGGAGUUUUAGACAAAAGGACAAAAAUUG
Molecule: messenger RNA, 4400 nt
Organism: Rosa chinensis
Lineage: Eukaryota; Viridiplantae; Streptophyta; Magnoliopsida; Rosales; Rosaceae
Product: glutamate receptor 1.4
Exons: 8
Coding region: 1615-4365 (916 amino acids)
Cellular component (GO): plasma membrane
Molecular function (GO): glutamate-gated receptor activity
Source: RefSeq, a predicted model, not a curated record